GGGCUCACAGCAACAAAGGAGCCAUGUCCACAAUUAUAUUUAUAGCGUCCACACACAAAAGGCUGGCGGAGUUAUCCCGGUCGCCCCUCCUCAGAGAGCCCGGGAAUGUCAAGGGGGAUGUGUCAGCUCUGACUGGAAUUAUGUCAUUCAACACCGGGCUUUUUUUUUUCUAACUUCUUGAAAGUGCUUCCUUAUGGGGCUGAUUGACAGCAAAGCUCCAGAGCGGAGUAUAUAAGUGACCGAAGGCUUCUCCUUCUGCAUUCUGGACAAGCUCCCCACCAGACACCGGAGACCUCUGAGGAAACCAUUACAAGGAGGAUAUUUGCAUUGGAAGCCACACAAUUUAUAGCACUUUAUUCAGCUGCAGAUAGGAGUUAUGCUGCAAAGAAAACUGGUGUGGUUGCCUAUAUUUAUUACAUUCUGUGCUUCCCUUCAUGCUCAAGAUGAAGAAAAAGAAGAUGAAACCACUUUUGAUCUGUUUGACAUCAGUAACAUAAACAAGAAGACCAUUGGAGUCAAACUGUUUCGUGGACAGGAUCCCCUUUCUCCAGCAUAUCGUUUCCUACGCUUUGAUCACAUACCACAUGUUAAAUCUGAAAAGCUGAAACAGAUUGUUGACUUGAUGCAACUAAAUGAAGGUUUUAUCCUGACUGCUUCCAUGAGGCAAGACAAACUUAACCGAGGAACAUUAAUUGCUAUAGAGGGCCCUGGCAUUUCCAACAGAUUAUUUGAGCUUGUUUCAAACGGAAAAGCCAAUACUCUGGACCUAAUAUAUUGGGUAGAAGGUUCGCAAAAUGUGAUUUCCUUCGAGGAUGUUGACCUGGCAGACUCUCAGUGGAAAAAUAUUACAAUUCAACUGACGGGUGAAACCUUCAAUCUGUAUGUUGGUUGUAACCUUAUAGACAGCUUCCGCCUGGAGGAAACCUUCUAUGAGCAUUUAAGAGGAGUGAACAACAAAAUGUAUUUGGCAAAGGGCUCAAUACGUGAAAACCACUUUAGGGGACUGCUUCAAAAUGUUCGACUGAUAUUUGAAACCACAGUUGAGGAUGUUUUAAGAAAUAAAGGCUGUCAGCUAAGCCACACAGGUGAUAAUGCAAUCAGUGAGAAUACAGAUAUGAUCCAUCUCACACCUAUCACCGAAUAUGUGGGGAAAAAAGAAGAUAGACAAGUUGACUUCUGUGAUCGAUCAUGUGAAGAGCUAGGGACUAUGUUUACUGAAUUGUCUGGACUCCGUGUUAUUGUCAAUAAUCUGCUGGAAAACCUUCAGAAAGUGUCUGAAGAAAAUCAGGAGUUGUGGGAGCUGAUUGGCCCCAACAGAACCCUAAGGAAUCAGUCAGUGUGCUGGCAGGAUGGGCGCAUCUUUGCCGAUAAUGAGGACUGGAUUGUAGAUAGCUGCACAAAAUGCACCUGCCAGAGUUCAAAAACAGUUUGCCACCAGAUCACUUGCCCAACCGUUCACUGUGACAACCCAUCGUUUGUGGAAGGAGAGUGUUGCCCAAAUUGUCUGUCAUCAGACAGUGAAGCUGGCUGGUCUCCAUGGUCUGAAUGGACAGAAUGCUCUGUAACUUGUGGCUCAGGAACUCAACAGCGUGGAAGGUCAUGUGAUGCAACCAUUAGCACAUGCCCUGGCUCAUCAAUCCAAACAAGAGCGUGCAAUCUUGGGAAAUGUGAUAACCGCAUACGACAGGAUGGUGGUUGGAGUCAUUGGUCACCAUGGUCAGCUUGUUCUGUAACUUGCGGCAUUGGUAAUAUUACUCGUAUUCGUUUGUGCAACUCUCCUAAGCCACAGCUCGGAGGCAAAAACUGCAUUGGAAGUGGACGUGAAACAAAAGAAUGUGAAGGUGUACCAUGCCCAAUUAACGGUAAAUGGGGACCUUGGUCACCUUGGUCAAGUUGCACAGUGAGCUGUGGAGGAGGCCUACGAGAGAGGUCUCGUAUCUGCAAUAACCCCAUGCCAAAAUAUGGAGGAAAGAAAUGUGGUGGAGAUACUAAAGAAAAAGAAAUGUGUAACAAGCAAGAUUGUCCUAUAGAUGGAUGCUUAUCCAACCCUUGCUUUCCUGGGGCUGAAUGCAGUAGCUAUUCUGAUGGAUCCUGGUCAUGUGGAGCUUGCCCUGUUGGAUACAUUGGCAAUGGAACAUUUUGUGAGGAUCUUGAUGAGUGUGCACUGGUGUCUGAUGUCUGCUUCAGAUUGGGAGGUGUCCAUCGUUGUGUGAACACAGAUCCAGGUUUCUAUUGCCUGCCAUGCCCACCACGCUAUAAGGGCAGUCAACCAUUUGGUGUCGGAUUAGAAGUUGCCAAGAAAGAUAAACAAGAAUGUGAACCAGUAAAUCCAUGCAAGGACAAAACUCACAACUGCCAUAAGAAUGCAGAAUGUAUUUACAUAGGCCACUUUAGCGAACCAUCCUUUAAGUGUGAAUGUCAAACUGGCUAUGCAGGUGAUGGUAUAAUCUGUGGAGAAGAUACCGAUUUGGACGGAUGGCCCAAUACUAAUCUUAUUUGUGCUGCCAAUGCUACAUAUCAUUGUAUUAAGGAUAAUUGUCCCAUGCUGCCUAACUCUGGACAAGAAGACUUUGACAAGGAUGGCAUUGGUGAUGCGUGCGAUAAAGAUGAUGAUAAUGAUUCAGUAGAUGAUGAAAAGGAUAAUUGCCCUCUGCUUUUUAACCCUCGUCAGUUUGACUAUGACAAGGAUGAAGUAGGAGAUAGAUGUGAUAACUGCCCUUAUGUGCACAACCCUGCUCAGAUAGAUACUGAUAAUAAUGGGGAGGGUGACGCUUGUUCUGUGGACAUUGAUGGAGAUGACAUCUUAAAUGAGCUGGAUAACUGCCCAUAUGUAUACAAUACUGACCAAAUAGAUACAGAUAAAGAUGGAGUGGGUGACCAAUGUGAUAACUGUCCUCUGAUGCAUAACCCUGACCAGACUGAUGUGGACAAUGACCUUGUGGGAGACCAGUGUGAUAGCAAUGAAGACAUUGAUGAUGAUGGUUACCAAAAUAAUUUGGACAACUGCCCCUACAUACCUAAUGCAAACCAAGCAGACCAUGAUAAGGAUGGAAGAGGAGAUGCCUGUGAUUCAGAUGAUGACAAUGAUGGUAUCGUAGAUGAUCGGGACAAUUGUAGACUAGUCUAUAACCCUGAUCAGCGGGAUUCCAAUGGUGAUGGCCGUGGUGAUGCCUGCAAGGAUGAUUUUGAUAAUGACAGCAUUCCUGACAUUUUUGAUGUCUGCCCAGAAAACAGUGGAAUUAGUGAGACAGACUUUAGAAAAUUCCAGAUGGUUCCUCUGGAUCCUAAGGGAACAGCACAGAUUGAUCCCAAUUGGGUCAUUCGCCACCAGGGCAAAGAACUAGUUCAGACUGCCAAUUCUGAUCCUGGAAUAGCCGUGGGUUAUGAUGAAUUCAGUGCAGUGGACUUCAGUGGAACAUUUUUUGUGAAUACAGAUCGGGAUGAUGACUAUGCUGGCUUUGUUUUUGGUUAUCAGUCUAGCAGCAGGUUUUAUGUUCUCAUGUGGAAACAAGUCACACAGACAUACUGGGAAGAUAAACCAUCCAGGGCCUAUGGUUACUCUGGAGUUUCACUAAAAGUUGUCAAUUCUACAACAGGCACUGGUGAGCACUUAAGAAAUGCUCUUUGGCAUACCGGAAAUACACAAGGAGAGGUGAGAACAUUGUGGCAUGAUCCCAAGAAUAUUGGCUGGAAAGAUUAUACUGCAUAUAGGUGGCAUCUAACUCACAGACCAAAGACUGGUUAUAUUAAAGUUGUUGUCUAUGAAGGAAAACAGAUCAUGGCAGACUCUGGCCCACUAUUUGACAAGACCUAUUCAGGUGGACGGCUGGGAUUGUUUGUUUUCUCCCAAGAGUUGGUAUAUUUCUCUGAUCUCAAGUAUGAAUGCAAAGAUUUUUAAGACAUAUUUGUGCACUGCACAUCCUAUUUGACCAAGACAUCUGACCUCAACUCAACUUAGGACUCCUAUCUGUCAUCAAAAUGACCUCUUUACUGCAGGCAUGGCAAUUCCUCAUGUAACCUAAGGACAUUGUUAAAGAAGAACAGGUUGCAAUAUUGCAGCCCAUUAUCUGAGAGACCAAGUAUCCAAAUUAUUACUAGAUUGAUAUAUCAAGAGUUUAAAAUGGAUGAUUUGUGUAAAAUGGGUCUUGGAAUUUAAAUUUGGUGUAUACCAUUGUCACCAUUGCUUGAUUCCUUGUUUUCAAUUUCUAAUUUAAUACAUGGAAUUGUUUCACAUAAAGUGUAGGUCUAGCUUUAUUUACAUGCCCUAGGUUUAAGGUUAUAUUCACACUAUGUAUUAUGAAGUGUAUUUCUAGAGAAAUACAAAUUUUCUGCAUGUAUUUUGAUCUGUUUUAUGCAUACUUGAUAUGUACAGUGGGAUGCUAAAGUUUGGGCAAACUUGUUAAUCGUCAUGAUUUUCCUGUGUAAAUUGUUGGUUGUUAUGA
Bufo gargarizans (Asiatic toad) is the source of this 4442-nucleotide messenger RNA. RefSeq names its product thrombospondin 2 (gene THBS2). NCBI's taxonomy places the organism in Eukaryota, Metazoa, Chordata, Amphibia, Anura, Bufonidae. The record is from RefSeq and is a predicted model, not a curated record. Gene Ontology annotation, molecular function: calcium ion binding; protein binding. Gene Ontology annotation, biological process: negative regulation of angiogenesis; cell adhesion. Bases 377 to 3898 code for a protein of 1173 amino acids. The transcript has 22 exons. Gene Ontology annotation, cellular component: extracellular region.